AUCCAAGUUAUGCAACCCACAAUUCAGCUAGUGACGUAAAUCUCGUUAUUUGGAAGUGUUUAUGUUUUUGCUCGAAAAAGCCUAAAUGGAGGGUUUACAAGAAUCUGAAAUGUUACAAUCACCCAACGAAAAGUCGGAAAUGUACAGCACAUUGUCUCAAAGCCAUUUAAUUGAUGCUUCAGACGUCACAAAACGUCGAAGUUCAAAUCGCUCGAUCAAACGCAAGAAAUUUGACGACGAAUUGGUGGAGUACAGUCUAGGCUUGCCCGGCAUUAAUACAGUAAAGAGUAACAGAGCGCGUACACAGUCCCAUUCCGACUUUUCUGUGGCUAGUCCUUCGACUCCUCCGAUCGUUACAACUCCAACUGUAAGUCACACGCCUGAGUUAAAGCGAAAGCCGGCGUCUAAGACUGUAACGAGCAGUUCGCGGCGUAACAAAAAGGGGCGCCAACAGAAUCAGUUUGCAACUAAAGAUUUGGGCAGGUGGAAGCCUACUGACGAUCUUGCGUUAAUUAUUGGGGUUCAGCAAACCAACGAUUUGCGGACGGUGCAUUUGGGUACAAAGUUUUCCUGCAAAUUUACUGUGCAAGAACUACAACAGCGUUGGUAUGCUUUGUUAUAUGACCAAGCUGUGUCCCGCGUGGCUGUGUCUGCUAUGAGGAACUUGCACCCUGAUAUGAUCGCAGCAGUGCAGGAUAAGGCGCUUUGGAGUCAAGCCGAAGAGCAGAUUUUAAGCACCGUAAAAUCAAGCGCCAACCCCACAAUUGAUGUAUUUGCGGAGUUGCUGGCACAAAAUCCUGAUGUUUUUUAUCCUGGAAGAACGGCAAGUGCGUUGUUUAGGCACUGGCAAACUUUGAAAAUGUACCAUUUGUUGCCUGAUCAAAUUUUGGGGCCUCUGCCAACGUCGGGACGUCCCAUAAUGACUUUUAACGAUGCUGAAGACAUUAUUCAAGAUUCAGAGUUGAGUGAACCUCCGGAUGAGGCACUCGAUCGGGAGUUGAGAUUACAACAGAGGAAAAAUAUUAAACAAAUCAGACAGUUGGAGAAUGAAGUUGGUAGAUGGAAUGUGCUGGUUGAUAGUGUUACUGGAAUCUGUCCUGGGGAGUUAGAUGGACAAACUCUAGCUGUGCUGAGAGGUAGAAUGGUGAGGUACUUAAUGAGAAGCAAAGAAAUUAUCAUUGGAAGAUGUGCCAAGGGGUAUAAUGUUGAUAUUGAUCUCAGUUUGGAGGGACCUGCACAUAAGGUUUCAAGACGUCAGGGAACUCUAAGAUUAAGAAACACGGGUGAAUUCUACUUGUCUUCUGAAGGCCGCCGUCCAAUUUUCGUAGAUGGACGUCCAAUAACAGCCGGAAACAAAGUCAGAUUGUUUGACAAUGCAGUAGUUGAAAUUUCUUGCCUUAGGUUCAUUUUUUCUGUAAACCACGACUUGAUUAGAACUAUUCACGAUUCACUAAGGUAUAAUGGACCAGCUUAAUUUAAACAAAGUUUUGUAAAAAAUGUAUUCUUUAAUAAAGUGUUACUUUAAGAAUCCCA
Tribolium castaneum (red flour beetle) is the source of this 1533-nucleotide messenger RNA. RefSeq names its product Reduction in Cnn dots 5 (gene Rcd5). Bases 86 to 1474 code for a protein of 462 amino acids. Lineage: Eukaryota; Metazoa; Arthropoda; Insecta; Coleoptera; Tenebrionidae. The record is from RefSeq and is a predicted model, not a curated record. The transcript is spliced from 5 exons. Gene Ontology annotation, molecular function: G-quadruplex RNA binding; protein binding. Gene Ontology annotation, cellular component: MLL1 complex; Ino80 complex; NSL complex. Gene Ontology annotation, biological process: positive regulation of transcription by RNA polymerase II.